AUGCCUAAGUUUUGCCUAAAUAGGAUUAGGCCCCUAGUUCGGGUCCGAUCGCCGCCUACACAAUCCAAGAAUGAGGAUAAUUCGACGACGAGUGGCGACGAGAGGAAAACAGAAGAGUUUUCCGGCGUCGAGAAGGGUAUGUCUGGCGAAGGAGUCGAUAAAUCGAGAGCGAUCGGUGGCCGGAAAGUGAUGGUUGUGGUCGAUUCGAGUAUGGAGGCUAAGAAUGCAUUGCAAUGGGCACUUAGUCACACAUUGCAAAAUCAUGACAUUUUGGUCCUUCUCCAUGUCAUUAGGCCUUCAAAACAAGGUGAUCAAUCAACUAUGGAUACUAAAGUACCUGAGUUCAUCAAUACCAUGAAAACUUCAUGCCAAGUUAAGAGGCCAGAGGUGGUGGUUGAGGUGGCGGUGGUGGAAGGGAAAGACAGAGGGGCGGCCAUAGUGGAGGCAGCCGGGCGGGAGGGGGCAGCAUUGCUAGUGGUCGGGCAGAAGAAACGGUCGGUGACAUGGCGGCUGAUGCUGAUGUGGACAGGGGCCGGGCGGGGAUCGGCUGGCGGUGUGGCCGAGUACUGUGUACAGAAUGCAGGCUGUAUGGCAAUUGCUGUGAGGAGGAAAAGCAAGAAGCUUGGUGGCUAUCUCAUCACUACCAAAAGGCAGAAGGACUUUUGGCUCUUGGCAUGA
Messenger RNA from Striga hermonthica, 678 nucleotides. The record is from the annotation of a GenBank genome assembly. NCBI's taxonomy places the organism in Eukaryota, Viridiplantae, Streptophyta, Magnoliopsida, Lamiales, Orobanchaceae.